Molecule: messenger RNA, 834 nt
Organism: Lodderomyces theae
Lineage: Eukaryota; Fungi; Ascomycota; Pichiomycetes; Serinales; Debaryomycetaceae
Product: metalloendopeptidase
Exons: 1
Coding region: 1-834 (277 amino acids)
Source: RefSeq, a predicted model, not a curated record
AUGGUGAAGGAGGGAAGAGGCCAAUUCCCCAUUAGGAAACCAGACAGACCGUCUCCAGUGGCAAACGUUGGCAAAAUAGGUUCGCUCAUGAGAUAUCCGGAUCGAGAUUACGCAAACUCAUUACUACAUGACGCGGUUAAGCAACUAGCACCUUUAAUUCACGAAUACAAUUUCAAAGUAGGACUAGUAUGUGAAAUGUUUCCCAAAAGUGAAAACCUACUAGGGCUCAACGUCAAUAAGGGCCAGAAAAUUAUGCUACGACUACGGUAUCACCACAACGAAAGACUGUUUUUACCAAUGAGUGACAUUUUGGGAACUUUCUUGCAUGAGCUAACGCAUAAUGUGCAUGGGAAACAUGACAAGAACUUUUACGACUACUUAGCCAAGUUGGAGAAACGAUUUGACGAGAUUAGGUACGGCAAGGUACGUUCCAACUAUUGGUGUGAAGAGAAUAGACUCGGCUUGGGAAGACUAUCAUCAGGUGUGGUCGAUGUAAGGGCCAAACGAUUGACAGCAAUGACCAAGAAUGGGUUUAAAACGGAGACAAAAGUUCUUGGACUGGAUUCAAGAAUUACUAAACCAAAUAACCCUCGCGAGGCAAUGUUGGGGGCAGCACUUCGACGAUUGGAGGAUUCUAAACGAUGCCAUUCAGAUCGGGAGCAACAAAGCGAAGUUCCAGAUGAAAAGGAGUUGGAAAUUGUGGAACUUGAUGAUGAUGAUGAUGAUGCUGAACAAAGUAGUGACUCCGAUGUGGAAAUCGUUGAGGUUGUAAAAGCUGAAGAAGGUGAUGCAAGGGGAAGUGAUGAUCCAAAUCAGACUAUUGUGAUUGAAUAG